GUAGCUUCUAGAGAUUAACAACUCAUAAACUAACUUUCUUUAUACUCCUCAGACAUCCUAGUAGAUCACAUAAGAAUGACACCCUCCACAUCAACCUUGUGAAAUGAGAAUCUCUGCUUAGGAUUUAGGGUUUAGGGCUGCCCAUUUUCUGUUGAAUUCGCCAACUACAAUCUGGAACCACGUAGAAGAUGAAGAUUCUGCGUAGCGAGCGAUACAGACGUUGAUCGCAAGUGGAAUGCGUGCACAUGAGAAACACGAGCAAUGUUUUAGUGGCUGAUUAUGUAGUCAUAAUUAUGAGCUUUUGCAUGGUAGCAUGUACCUAAAAACGAUAUCGACGCCGGUGGUGCUGUCGAGAAUGUGUCAAGGAUUCUGUGGUGCUGGUUGCUAACCUCACUAGUCCACAUGACCUCUGAAACGUGUGCUCAUAUGCCAACUUGGGUCGUUUUCGUAAUCGUGGUUGCAGGCGUCAGACGUGGGAGGUAGACAAUGUAGGAGCUUUGGACAGGAGUACACAUGGGACGGUGUUCUCAACCGGAAGCUAGAUCUCCUCAGAAUCAUCUAACUCUUCUACUUAAGUGCAGAGCAAUUAAGGACAUAUUCACUGCUCGGGAGGAUGGCGGGGACGUAGUUGAAAGCGGAUUUUAGAGGAUGUCUUAUUUAGGGUUCAAGUGCGGCAUUUUGAGAAGUCUAUGUGAUGAUUCAGUGUGAGAAUGGAGCGUGUCCUAGUGAGUUAUGGACGUCGUACAUCUUGACGGAAGAGGUCGAUAUCAUGUGAUGAAGCGUGAAUCUCUUACCCGUUUCGCUCCUGACAAGCGGCUCGGUUUGUUUCUAUGUAAUUUGGGCUAAUGGUUCUGUUGCUGCGCCCCAUGCUAUUUCGCAGAUGGCUUCAUCGACAUGGCAGACCUUCUUUCAGUCUCGUGUCGUACCCCCCUUACGUUUCGCGGUCGUCAUUUCCUACUUUGCCCUCACUGUCCUCUUCUACAUCCGCGAUCCAUCUGCCGCAAGUCUUGAGGCGCCUGGAUCCCUCCUUUUCCUCCCCGCCAUAUGGAAUCGGCGACCAACUAUCGAAGCGUAGGUGUAUUUGGGGACGCGAUGAUCGAGAUGCUGGGUCCAACGGAUGUGCCAUUUACUAUUUUCGUGCCUUCCCACGCUACAUUCCUUGACGUUCCCAUCUUUCGGAAUCUUGAGGAGAAGGGCAAACAAGCAGAUGUUCUUAAAACUGAUUCUGAUUCUUAUAUAAUCAUGUCUCACUUGCUGAGCUUCGGCACCGUGCCGAAGUCUAUCCUCUCGAAGCUCAUUCCUGUUGGCCAGGAAGUUGUGUAUGAGUCUCUAUCAGGUUCACUGGUGUCCGUGACGCGAGUUCCUGGGAGGGGUUUCUUGGUGAAUAACCUGACUUGCAUGGUGACAGACUUACACAUAGGGCAGUUUGUAAUUCACGUCCUGAAUGGCUUUGUCAUGGAUUCUGAGUUUCAGCAAUCUUUACUGCAAACCACAGAUUCUUCCAACGAAGAGGAUAUCGAUGAAGAAGCAGAAAAACAAGGGUUGAAUGAGGAGGAGGAGGAGGUGGAGAAUGUCAUCGAGCAAAAGCAUCAGAGCCAUGAUUGAGAUAUCUCUCACAGAUCUUUUUCAAGUGGAGGCUCAGAUUAUUCUAGUGAACUUUGUUUGCGCCCAACUCAAUUACUCUGCUCUAACUGAGCCUCGACUUCGAAGAGCUGUUAAAAACUAGAGCAGCACAUUCCGGACGCAACUCCAGCCGGGACGCUUAUGGAGACACAUAAAGCGCAGCCAGUGACGAUUCUUUUCCUCCAUAUGGGUCUGCAAUCUGGUGCAGGAAAUGGUACCUUGAUGUACCUCUCUUGUGCGAGGAUUUGGAAUUUAGACGAUGUGUGGCGUAAGCCUUUGUCCCAGCCACGUCGAACAGUACGAAAGGAAAACCAAAAGUCAAGGGCUCACGUAAUGAAGGAUAAUUCAAAGAGCUUGUUUUUAGAGAUUCCCAAGGCCUUGUUUUCUGCUCUCUGUUGCUGUUCAGCUGCGUAUUAUUCCAGCAAAACCCUAGACAGUUAGAAGUUAGUGUUACUGGCUGAUUUUUUGUAUUCUUUCUUUUUAUAUUUUUGUAUUUUUACAACAUGCUAAGAUCAAACCACUUUGGGUUAUAAAAUUCAUGACAAUGAUUGCUAUA
This is a messenger RNA of Physcomitrium patens, 2179 nucleotides long. NCBI's taxonomy places the organism in Eukaryota, Viridiplantae, Streptophyta, Bryopsida, Funariales, Funariaceae. The record is from RefSeq and is a predicted model, not a curated record.